CUCCCUCUCUGCACACAUUGACAUUACUCAGAACCACACCGAAGAAAACUAGCCGUUAUAACAAUUAAAUACAAAAAAAAAAGAUUCUCUCCUCAACCUCUCUCCCCCCUUAAUAAUACAUAAUAAUACACAUCUCCCUUCUAUGUAGCAGUGUGAUUCAUAGUGCAGUAGAGAUAACUAUAACUAACCCAUUCUUUUUUUCCUUUCUCUUUAGUUAGUUUCCAUGGUGGGAAACAGUGAACCACCCAUUCAUUCAUUACUUCCCCUUAUUGAUAUGGUCGAGGCUUUUCGUUCUAAUUUUUCUGUUGGAUUGAAGAACAGCCCAAUCCACCGUCGUCUGAUGAUCCCUUUUCUCUGUAUGCUCACGACUAUUAUCAUCUCUAUAACCCCUGCUUCCUCCCAAUCCUGGGACGGAAUCGCCAUCACGCAGGCGGACUACCAAGGCCUUCGGGCCUUUCGGUUCGCGCUGAGCGACCCGCGGGGCCUGCUGAGGAGCUGGAACGGUAGCGGCCUCGACGCGUGCUCCGGAUCGUGGGACGGGAUCAAAUGCGUCCGGGGGAAGGUAAUCGCGAUCCAGCUCCCUUACCGGGGGCUCGGCGGCCGCAUCACUGAGAAAAUCGGGCAGCUCACCGCGCUGCGGAAGCUGAGCCUCCACGACAACGCCGUCGGGGGCCAGAUCCCUGCUGCCCUCGGCCUUUUAACCGAUCUCAGAGGCCUCUACCUCUUCAACAACCGAUUCUCCGGCACGAUCCCGCCGUCCGUCGGCGAAUUGGCCCUGCUCCAAACCCUCGAUCUGAGCAACAACUUGCUCAGUGGGAGCAUCCCUUCCUCGAUAGCGAACUCUACGAAGCUGUAUCGGCUCAAUCUUAGCCACAAUAACCUCUCCGGCGCGAUCCCAAAUGGCCUCACCAAUCUCCCUUCCCUCACAUUCCUCUUGAUUCAACACAACAACCUCUCUAGCUCUAUUCCUGGUACAUGGGGUGUAGAAGAACCUGGUAAAAAGAGAGUUUACCAGCUCCAAGUACUUAGCCUUGAUCACAACUCCCUUUCUGGGCCAAUCCCAGAUUCCAUUACUAAACUGGAGAGGUUGCAAGAGUUGUUGCUGAGUAAUAACCAGCUCAAUGGAUCUAUACCUGAAUCCAUUGAUGGGCUCAGGAACCUCUCAAUCUUGUCGCUCAAUAGGAACAGUUUAAGCGGAGCAAUCCCCGCGACGGUCGGGAAUAUAUCGAGCCUAGAACACUUGGAUUUCUCCGAGAACAAUCUCAGCGGGGAAAUCCCUGCAUCUCUGGAGAAGCUGAACAAUUUGACCUUCUUCAAUGUCUCCUAUAACAACCUAUCCGGUCCCGUGCCGGUGCGCCUCUCCGAGAAGUUCAAUUCGAGCUCGUUCGUCGGAAACAGUUUGCUCUGCGGGGUUGGCGGUUCGAACACGUGUGCAAAUCCAGCUCCAACCCCUCCGUUGAACUCUCCGUCGCCACCGAGCUCUACGGAGCCCGGCACGCGGAGGCUCAACAGCAGAGAGCUCAUCCUCGUGGUCGCGGGCAUCGCAUUUUUGUUCUUUCUGUUGUUCACUUGCGUCUUGCUCUCCUGCUUGUUCGGGGGGAGUAGAGAGACGGCCGGAUCAAACAAGAGAGGCGCGAAUGCGGGUGCGACUGCUGCUGCUGCUGCUGCUGCUGCAGAGAGGGGAGAGAAGCCUGGCACGGGGGCGGCAGCGGCAGAAGCGGUGGCGGGCGGUGACGGUGGAGGGAAACUGGUGCACUUUGACGGGCCGUCGACGUUCACCGCAGACGAUCUUUUGUGCGCGACGGCGGAGAUCAUGGGGAAGAGCACGUACGGGACGGUGUACAAGGCGACGCUGGAGGACGGGAGCCAAGUCGCGGUGAAGCGGCUUCGGGAGAAGAUUGCUAAGAAUCAGAAAGAAUUCGAGACGGAGGUGAAUGCGAUCGGAAAAGUCCGCCACCCGAAUCUGCUUGCACUCAGGGCCUACUAUCUGGGGCCCAAAGGCGAGAAGCUCCUUGUGUUUGAUUACAUGCCUAGAGGAAGCCUCGCAGCAUUUCUUCAUGCUCGCGGCCCGGACACGCCGAUUGACUGGCCGAUGCGGAUGAACAUAGCGAUCGGCGUGGCGCGGGGGCUCCACCACCUCCACACCGAUGUCAACAUGGUCCACGGCAACCUAACGAGCAGCAACAUCCUCCUCGACGCGGAGGGGAGCCCGAAGAUUGCCGACUACGGCCUGUCCCGCCUGAUGAGCGCGGCCGCCAAUUCGAACGCGAUCGCCACCGCAGGCGCGCUCGGCUACCGCGCGCCAGAGCUGUCGAAGCUGAAGAAGGCGAGCGCGAAGACCGACGUGUACAGCCUCGGCGUGGUGCUCCUCGAGCUGCUCACGGGGAAGCCGGCAGGGGAGACCACCAACGGCCUCGACCUGCCGCAGUGGGUGGCGUCGGUCGUCAAGGAGGAGUGGACCAACGAGGUGUUUGAUCUCGAGCUCAUGCGGGAACCGGCCGAGACGGGGGACGAACUGGUGAACACGCUGAAGCUCGCGCUGCAUUGCGUCGAUCCGUUGCCCGCGGCGCGUCCGGACGUCCAUGAAGUGCUGCGGCAGCUGGAGGAGAUCAAGCCGGAGCUGGCGGCGGCUCCGGCGGGCACCGCCUCAUCACAAGCUGAUCACUAGUGGUCGCUUCGUUAGUUAGUUAGUUAGUUAGUUAAUAGCCGUUGGUGGGUCAACUCAAGAGUUGGUUUGGGGCGCUUCUUUAAUUCUUUGAUUCUAGAUCAAGUUUUGAUUUUGAUUGUUUGUGGUUUUAGUUUUAGGUAAUUGCGUUGAAGGUGUUUGAUGCGGUUGCAAUUUUCCUGUGCAUAGUGUUUGCUGUAGGGUUAGAAUGAUUUUGAUGUUGCUAUUCAUGUUAUCGUAAGAUGAUGUACCGAGUCAUUGCGAUGAAUAAACUCAGUUAUUUGACGUUUCUUCAUCGAUGUGGCG
Ananas comosus (pineapple) is the source of this 2971-nucleotide messenger RNA. RefSeq names its product probable leucine-rich repeat receptor-like protein kinase IMK3. Bases 224 to 2668 code for a protein of 814 amino acids. Gene Ontology annotation, biological process: protein phosphorylation. Gene Ontology annotation, molecular function: protein kinase activity; ATP binding; protein binding. NCBI's taxonomy places the organism in Eukaryota, Viridiplantae, Streptophyta, Magnoliopsida, Poales, Bromeliaceae. The record is from RefSeq and is a predicted model, not a curated record. The transcript is spliced from 2 exons.